UUGUAAAGACCCCAAUGCUCCAUCAGAAAGGCGUAAGCACCUGCUCGGCUAUCCAGUUAUCGACGAGACAACGCCCAAAGCGGUUGGGUAUUCUGACCAGUGUCGGAUAUCAAACGUAAAGUGUACAGUGUGUGAUCUAAACCUGGUGCUACCCAAAUUUAUCCUGCACCAGUGCAUAAGUGUUUCGGAGCGUACUGCAGUGAUUUGCAGAUCCUCCAGAAUUGCGCAAGAGGGGUGGACACCCGCAAGUUCCAAAAGGUUUUUUUACACCCGAUCUGUGCGAUACCUUCAACAAGCAAUCGAGCGCGAAUAGCAUCGUAGCACAGCCAUGCGGUGGAAGUUACUUCUGCUGCUUUUCUGUGCGGUAUCGCUGAUCACUCUAUCAACCAAUGCCGUCGCAGAGGAGUACGACCAAGAUCAGGAUGACGCAACGAGUAGUGAGGAUGAUGUUGGUGCGGUAGUGCCGGAAAGUGAAGAUCAAACAGAGCCGGAACAAGGUGAUCCAGCCGAGGGUGACCAAGAAAACACCGAUCAAAAUGCGAACGAGGACGUCAUGGACGUGGAUACGGCGGAUGUCAGCGAGGUGAAGGAUAAGAAGGGUAGAUACUACAACUACGACGACUUUUUGUCUGGCCUAGAUCUGUCCGAUUCGAACUACAACUGGGAGGAUCCCAUAAAUCGCGUCCAGCCGAAAGAACCUCCGAAUCAUAGCAUUGAUGGGGGAUACACGAUCAAUCCGACCCGACUGGCACAGAUCCGGCGUAACUUCCUGUACCCGUUCUAUGAUCGGGGUGGCCCGGAAGAUACUGGAGAUCUGCAGCGUGACAUACACGCCUCGAUGCCGCAGGUCCACAAGAACUUCAACUUUCAGCUGCCCUUCUUUGGCUUCCGGUUUAACUAUACGCGCGUGUCGAUGAACGGGUUUCUGGAGUUUUCCGACCCGCCGGAACACUACACCUACCCGCUGAGCUUCCCGAUCAAGGAUUGGCCGAAGCGUAACGAUCCCUCGUUCAUCGGUAUCUUCUUCUCGAAAUGUCGCAUCGGGCGCAUCUACCAGACGGACUAUGACCAACGUUCGCCCGGUGUGUACUUCCGGAUGGAGCGCGAUCUGAUGACGCGUACCGAUCGGGCGGGUGUGGAGAUGCGGGAGCGUGUUAUGUGGGACAUACGUGAGGGUGUGGUCGGGUCGGAUACGUUCGUGCCGAAGCACGUCAUCAUCACGACGUGGAAGAAUAUGAGCUUCGCCGGUGGUAUUGAUAAUUCGCUUUUCCGGACGAACUCGUUCCAAAUGGUGUUGGCGACUGAUGAGGUGUACACGUACGCCAUAUUUAAUUACGCCGAAAUUAACUGGUCUUCGCAUACGGAAGCCGGUGGUGAUACUACCGGUGGAGAAGGUGGUGUUCCAGCCUAUAUCGGUUUCAAUGCAGGAAACGGUACGCAGGCUUACGAGUACAAACCCUACAGUCAGGCGUCCGUGUUGCGUGAUCUAACGGGGCGUGGUUGGGCAAACGGGUUCCCGGGACGGCACAUCUUCCGUAUCGACGAGCGCAUUAUGCUCGGUACCUGCAACAAGGACAUUGACGCUUCCCAUCUGCCACUAGUGUUUGCGCCGGAGUCGGGCAACAUGCUUGGCGGCACGGUUGUCAACAUUACCGGGCCUUGCUUCACGCGGGAGGAUCGCAUUGCGUGUCGGUUCGAUACGGAGGAGGUCGUCGGUACAGUCGUCGACACGAACCGUGCCAUUUGCAUCCAACCGUUCCUGAAGGCCCAAGGCUACAUCCGGUUCGAGAUCUCAAUCGGCACGGAGCGGUUCAAGUGGCGUGGACGGUACUUUGUGGAAACACCGGCAACCGCCACCGAUCGCAUCUUCUUCGAGACGGACGAUGUGCAUCGGCGCAACCCGAACGAGAUCCGGAUCACCUGGAAUCGCUUCAACCUGACGACGAACCUGAACGCUAACGUGCAGAUUUCGCUGUGGGGUUACCGCGAGGCAACGAUCCGACCGGAGCUGGAGUUCAUCGACAUGAUUGAGACGCAGCUUACCAACACGGGCGCGUACACGAUCGUGCCGGCGAACUAUCGCAUGCGGGACAACCCGCGCACCGUCGACAUGCAGUUCGGCUUCAUUCAGAUUAACCUCACCAACCCGGAGCAGUUUAACAAUCUAAGAAUUUCGCCCAUUUUGUGGUCUAAACCGAUACCCCUCGGAUGGUACUUUGGACCACAGUGGGAACGUAUACACGGUCGGAACUGGCCCCGGGCACUCUGUGAGAACUGGUUGCGCACGGAUCGGUUUUUGCGCAACUUCGCCCACGAGUUGCCGAUCUGCCCGUGUAUGCUCGAGCACGCACUGAACGACAAGGGUCGCUUCCUGCCCGAUCCGGACUGCGACCGGGACUCGAACCCGACCUGUUUGCAGCAUCGCGGUGCGAUACACUGCGUACGAUCCGGUCAACCGACGAUCCAAGGUUCGGAGCAGCAGUGUUGCUACGACCGUAACCAAUACCUGAUGCUUUCGUACGAUCAGAUGUGGGGUUCGCGCCCACGCCGUAAUCACAACAUCGGUCAGAUACCGUGGAAUGAGGCGAACAAGGUGCCGACUCUGUCCUCCUGGUUCCACGAUGUACGUCCGUACUACUCCUGCUGCAUGUGGCAGGAUGAGCAGGCUGUCGGAUGUGAAACGUUCCGGUUUGAGCGGCGUCCGUCGCAGGACUGUAUCGCCUACCAGGCGCCUGGUGUUGCCGGUGUGUUUGGCGAUCCGCACAUCGUCACGUUCGACGGGCUGCAGUACACAUUCAACGGGAUGGGUGAGUUUGUGCUGUUGCGGGGUAAUAAUGGGCAGGAGCGUAUCGAUGUGCAGGGUCGGUUCGAGCAGGUUGCACGCAACAUCCACGGACCGGUAAUGGCGACGCAGCUGACAUCGAUUGCGGCACGCGGCAACACGUCCACCAUUAUUGAGGUACGCUUGAGACCACGGGAAGCACAGUGGCGCUACCGGUUGGAUGUGUUUGCCGACCAGCGGCGCAUCUACUUCGAUCGGCAGAGUCUCAAGUUCCAGCACUUCCACGGCGUUACCGUGUACACGCCGACCUACAUUCUGAACCAGUCUGAAGUGGUCAUCAUGUUCUCGUCCGGCGUCGGUGUGGAGGUGGUAGAAAACAAUGGCUUCAUGACGGCAAGGGUUUAUACACCUUGGAGCUUUAUCAACAAAACUAGCGGUCUAUUUGGCAACUGGAGUUGGGAUAUGGCCGAUGAUCUGGUUACUCCCGGCGGUGCAAUAAUAACGCCCAACAUAAACAACUUCCAGAAUGUGCACGAGCAAUUUGGGUUACAUUGGAUGUUAACGGACCGAGAGACAGAUAACGUGGGGCAGGCUCUGUUUACGCGAGAGUUUGGUCGAACGUCAAGCUACUUUGCGAAUCAGAGCUUUGUGCCGAACUUUAUACGUGAACCGAGCCAAUUCCUGCCACUGAAUCGAACGCAGGAUGUACAGCGGGCGGAAGAGUUGUGUGGCCAGAGUUAUCAAUGUCGGUUCGAUUACGGAAUGUCCCUGAGCCGAGAGAUGGCACACUUCACCAAAAACUAUCAUGCGAGUGUUAUCAACAUACAGACGAUAAACGAUAAACGUAUCAUAUCGUGUGGCAUUCUGGAGACGCCUCGAUUUGGACGCAAGUCCAACUUCCUCUUCACACCUGGUGCACGUGUAUCGUUCGAGUGUAAUGAAGGUUUCUUCCUAAUCGGCGACUCGCGUCGCAUCUGCUUGGAGAACGGCCAGUGGGAUGUACCGGAGUACGGAUACACGGAAUGUUUGCGUGGUGUGUUCUAUUCGCGUCGUACGGCUUGGAUUGCGAUUGGCAUUGUCAUUGCUGUUAUCAUACCGUUGAUGCUGUGUAUCGUGUGCGGCGUGUACUGUUUGCGCAAGCGUAAGCGCAAGGAGGACCCGGACUGGCGUUUGCCGCUGCCGUCCCGUUCCGGCUCUCGGGCGACAUUGCGCAAGGGCGAUGACAGCGAGUUCGACGACACGACGAUCAAGAAGACGUUACGAUACGACGCCACCUACCGGACGAACGAGCCGCUCGAGGGCAAACCCAACAUCCAGUUCGAGCAGAAAAAGAUGGACCUGGACGAAGAAGAUAUUACAUCCUCGGAAGGAGGUGAAUAUAGCGCUAAGGUUGCACGCGAUAUCGAGUAUAAAAACCUGGCUGAUCAAAAACAACUAGGUCGGCGCAGUCAACGCGGGCUCCAGCAGGCGGGCAUGUUCUCCGGCGAGGAAGAGGAAGAUGACGACCCGAAGGGAUAUCCACCACCGCCACCGCCAGUCACGAUGACCCAACAGCAACAGCAGCGCCAGGCCCAGCAGGCAGGUGCGGAGUCACCGACUCAGACAUACGGUGCCUACAGCCCAACGUUCAGCGAUAUCGACCAGGUCAGCAGCUUCGCCACCGAGGACAACUCACCGCUGAAUCAACGCCGACCACAGAACGGCAACCUGUCACCGCUGCCGAAUACUAGCCGCAGCUACUACACCGGCGAACAGGGUCAAACACAACCCUUGGUGCAGAACGUUGGACUGCCCAAUCGCAUGGACAGUCGUUCGACGGAGGUUUAAUGAGGUGUACCUUGACAUACAAAUUACGACAUCUUCAUUGUAUCAGUAUAAUACGAGCACACACAAACAUACACACACAUACAGACAACACAUGCACAGAGAUACACACGAACGCACAGCUAGAGGGUCAUUGUGGUGUGUUCUUUCUGUUACUAAUAUGUCCAUGGCAGUCAUGAGGUAGGAGAGGAGUUCGAGUAGUUUCCAGCACACUAAGGAAAUAGCAUUAUAGUUUGCAUGACUUCAGUACUCUGCUAGUAAGAACCCAUCAGUUUUUGAGCUUAAUCUUAUCUUCUUUUAAGUACGACGACAACCAGCGAAGUUAGCGAACCAGGCAUAUAUAUAUAUUUAGCAACCCCCCGGUAAAGCAAAGGGGCCAUGUUUUUUUUUUUAUAUUGGAGUGUUCUGAUAAGAUAAGCGCAAUUCCCGUUGACAGGUGCGCAUUCCGUCUUCACUUCACACCCAACCUAAACGUAUGUGGCCAGAGCAGUUGUUUUACCUCCUUUCCUUUGACAUUACGACCAGUCUUCGUUGGGGUGGUACAACACUUCCAUAGAGAUCCACACAUCCCGUACACGCCAUACUGGCGACAGCGGUAACCUCACAAUACAGCAAUGGCAAUGCCUGUUCCAUGUUCAAGCUAGUAUCAUUCCAAAAAUUUUGAAGCACACACCACGAACUCCCCCGGUCGGACGGAAUGGAGCAAGGGAAAACAUUCAGUUGCACUUUUCACUCUCUUUUCUCCCCGCGUGGUAACGCGUGUGUCAUUGCAGGUGGGGAAGAGUAUGUUGCACGCAAUACGAGCACCUCAUUCGGUAUCGUGCUGGUAAUAGUCAUCCCGAUACUGCUCAUCAUCAUACUAAUCGUGCGCUACAAAAUCAAACACUUUCAACGUGCGUCCGCUGAGAAGAGCAGUAACAACUUCCAGUAGCAAUAGGGUGUUUAACCUAGUACACGCCUUUAAUCAGUACACGGGUGGUUAUGUGCCUAUCGAUCGACUAAGCUUAGCGUAAAGCAUAGACAAUAAGGACUGUGUUUCUAACUUCACCCCAUAAACUACUUCUAGGUCUAUUUUUUUCUGAGUAUAAUGUAAGGUUUUUGUUUGGAACGGAGAUAAAAUGUACGCACCGCGUGCUCAAGCACCAAACCGUCAAAUUGAUUAGUUUUCGUGCAGAUUGGCUACAAUAACUAGACAGCAAAAAGAACAUGCGAGAUAGCAAACAGUCGGAAUGCUUCUCACAAUAUUUCCUAAUCUUUACCAGACAAACAUUGGAACAGAUGUGGUCCAUACUGCACAAUAUGAUUGAUGGAAUGACAAUAGGACGACAACAGUUUUCGACGAGUUGCAAACUAAAGGUAAAAAUCUUUCAGUACAACAAAUAUCACAAAAACACCUAACCUAUGCCGAGAUUAAUCAAUAAAAAAAUAGUUUUA
Anopheles moucheti is the source of this 6040-nucleotide messenger RNA. It is a transcript of the gene mesh, whose product is annotated as protein mesh. The transcript has 9 exons. The record is from RefSeq and is a predicted model, not a curated record. Lineage: Eukaryota; Metazoa; Arthropoda; Insecta; Diptera; Culicidae. Gene Ontology annotation, biological process: cell-matrix adhesion. Bases 329 to 4609 code for a protein of 1426 amino acids.